AAGUAGGAUUGCAGUUUGAUAUAACUGAACAAUCUAAUAUUACUGAGAAACUUGAACAACAAUCUAACAUAAAUGAUCAAUAUGAACAGUUUGACCUUGUUAAACUAGCCAAGCAAUCAAAUUCAUUCAAUAUUUUUAGUACCUUUGUUGAAGAUUCU
Molecule: messenger RNA, 158 nt
Organism: Cetraspora pellucida
Lineage: Eukaryota; Fungi; Glomeromycota; Glomeromycetes; Diversisporales; Gigasporaceae
Source: the annotation of a GenBank genome assembly